UUAGUAAAGCGAGGGGGAGAGCAAAGCCAGUAGUAGCGUUUUGUCAACAAUAGCUGCCCGACUUGGGCUCACCGAGGGGAAACGGUGACGGGAAUCAAGUGAUCCGGUUCAUCCGCCUCGCCCGCCCCCUCAUCGAUCGGAGAAGAGCAUGAACCUGUGGGCCGACGACAACGCCUCCUUGAUGGAGGCCUUCAUGGGCACCACCGACCUCCAGGGCUUCCCCUGGGCGACCGCUACCGCUCCUCCUACGCCCACCCCGCCCGCCGCUGCCGCCUUGGGUCCGGCGACCGCCCUCGCCUCGGCAGCACCGGCGUACUUCAGCCAGGAGACCCUCCAGCAGCGGCUGCAGGCGCUGAUCGAGGGGGCCCGGGAAAGCUGGACGUACGGCAUCUUCUGGCAGACGUCGGUGGACGGCGCUACCGGCGCGUACUUCCUUGGCUGGGGCGACGGGUACUACAAGGGGUGCGAGGAGGACAAGCGAAAGCAGCGGGUCGCCAACGCCGUCUCUGCCGUCGAGCAGGAGCACCGGAGGCGCGUCCUCCGCGAGCUCCACUCUCUUAUCUCCGGGGGCGGUUCCUCGGCGCCCGACGAGACCGUCGACGAGGAGGUCACAGACACCGAGUGGUUCUUCCUCGUCUCCAUGACCCAAUCGUUCGUCAACGGGGGCGGGUUCCCUGGCCAGGCACUCUUCGCCGGAGCUCCCGUCUGGGUCGCCGGCGCCGACCGCCUCGCCUCGGCGCCCUGCGAGCGGGCGCGCCAGGCACAGCUGUUCGGCCUCCAGACCAUGGUCUGCGUCCCCGUCGGCUCCGGCGUGCUCGAGCUCGGUUCCACCGACGUUGUCUCCCACAGCCACGAGAUAAUGGGCAAGAUCCGCGUCCUCUUCCUCUUCAGCUCCCCAGAUCUGCCGUCCUCCUCCACGGCCGCCGCCGUAUCCUGGAUCACGCCGCAACCUGCGGCGGCGACUCCCGCCACCGAUCAAGGCGAGACAGAUCCUUCCGUUCUCUGGCUCACAGAUCCGUCCGCGGUGGAGAUCAAGGACUCGGUUUCGCCCGUCACGACCGCCGCCGACAUCUCCGUCACAAAACCCCGGACCCAAUGCGAGAACAACCCUAGCUCCAGGAUCCUCACGGAAAACCCUAGCUCUUCGCGCCGAAUCCAGAAACCCCACCACCACCACCACCAACAGCAGCAUCAGGGCAGCGGCAGUAACCCGCAAAAUCAAACUUUUUACUCCAAAUUAGCUUCCAAUGGCCCCGUUCCUCCCCAGUCGACCGAACCGUGUAGCAAGAGGAAUCCAUCGCCGGCCCCUGUAACUGGCGGCCUCUUUUCAGACCACCAAGUCGCCACCGCCGUGGCAGAAGACAUGAAGAAUAAGGGUUGCACGGGGGCGACAUCCAGGGUGAGCAACCAGGAAGCGGGGAUGCUAUGCUUCUCCUCUGCUCCUGCACGAGCCCCCUCCAAUGGUCAGAUGAAAUCUUCCGGCGGCGGCGUAGGCGGCAUCCUCGAUGGCCCGGAUUCCGAUCAGUCGGACCUGGAGGCCUCGGCGCGAGAGGUGGAGAGCAACCGGGUGGUGGAGCCAGAGAAACGUCCGAGGAAACGCGGCCGGAAGCCUGCCAAUGGCCGCGAGGAGCCUCUGAACCACGUGGAAGCCGAGCGGCAGCGCCGCGAGAAACUCAACCAACGCUUCUACGCUCUCCGUGCGGUCGUCCCCAACGUGUCCAAGAUGGACAAAGCCUCCCUCCUCGGCGAUGCGGUCUCAUACAUCAACGAACUGCGAUCCAACCUCCAGACUCUGGAAGCGGACAAGGAGGAGUUGCGAGAUCGAGUGGAAGCCCUGGAGAAGAAGCUCCCGGUCCAGCCACCACCGGACCAUAAUCUUAGAACGACGACGAACGGGCGGUGUCACGGGGUGGAGAUGGAAGUGAAGAUACUGGGGUCGGAGGCCAUGAUCAGAUUGCAGUGCCAGAAAAGGAAUCACCCGGCCGCGAGUCUGAUGGCUGCGCUGAAAGACCUGGAUCUUGAACUGCAUUAUGCGAGCGUGUCGGUGGUGAAGGACCUCAUGAUCCAGCAGGUGACGGUGAAGAUGUCGCCGGGCCGGGUGAUGACGCAGGAGCAGCUCUGUGCUUCUCUAUACUCGAGAGUGGCUGCGGAGGCACCAAUUAGUAGUAGCAGUAGGUAGUCACACUGCGUCUGUGGUAGCAGUAACUUUUGAGAUGGCGGCGGGAGAAAUUUUUAGAUCAUGCUGAAUUCUGGGUUAUAUUCGGUAGGUACGUGCUUGGAAUUGCAGUGUGGCUUUCUCAGCAGAGCGGCGGAGGGAGCUGCUGCCGCCAGAGUAUGCUAUGUUUCGGUGGCUUCUAAUGUUUUGGUGGUAAUGUCCUUCUACAUGUAUAUAUAUAUAUUUAUAAGUUGCAUGUGUAGUGCAAA
This is a messenger RNA of Musa acuminata subsp. malaccensis (wild Malaysian banana), 2424 nucleotides long. Its product is annotated as transcription factor MYC2. NCBI's taxonomy places the organism in Eukaryota, Viridiplantae, Streptophyta, Magnoliopsida, Zingiberales, Musaceae. The record is from RefSeq and is a predicted model, not a curated record. Gene Ontology annotation, molecular function: protein dimerization activity; transcription cis-regulatory region binding; DNA-binding transcription factor activity. Gene Ontology annotation, cellular component: nucleus. Gene Ontology annotation, biological process: regulation of DNA-templated transcription.